Messenger RNA from Eufriesea mexicana, 1243 nucleotides. Its product is annotated as nuclear speckle splicing regulatory protein 1. The transcript has 2 exons. Gene Ontology annotation, biological process: regulation of alternative mRNA splicing, via spliceosome. Lineage: Eukaryota; Metazoa; Arthropoda; Insecta; Hymenoptera; Apidae. The coding region runs from base 57 to 1211 and encodes 384 amino acids. The record is from RefSeq and is a predicted model, not a curated record.
AUUCAAUGUAAUUAUAUAGAAAAAUUUAUUAAAUUUUAUUAAGUAGCAUUUUUAAAAUGCCUAACAACAAAGAAGAAAAACAAUAUGGUUUAAUUUUACCUAAAAAACAACAAUAUAUUACUCCAAAGGUUAACAAUGUAUUUGGUGAUAAUAAUGACUCAGAUGAGGAAGAUGGUACAGAUUGGGUUAAAAGAGCUCUGCAAGCAGAAGGAGAAAAAAAUAAAAUGAAAAAGCAAACAAAGCUAAAUAUGCAAAAAGCUUUAAAAGAAGACCCAACAAUAUUUCAAUAUGAUGAAGUAUAUGAUGAUAUAGAAAGAAUAAAAGAUCAGUCUAAAACUGCAAAAGAUGAGAAAAAAAAGCCAAGAUAUAUUCAAAAUCUUUUAAAAGCUGCUGAGCGAAGAAAAAAAGAACAAGAAUAUAGGAUAGAAAGAAUGGUCCAAAAAGAACGUGAAGCAGAGGGAACAAUGUAUGCAGAUAAAGAAAGUUUUGUUACUUCUGCUUAUAGAGCAAAAUUAGAAGAAUUUAAACGAAUGGAAGAAGAAGAAAACAAAAUGGAUAGAUUAGAAGCUAUUGCAGAUGUCAAAAAACAACAAGAUAUGUCAGGAUUUUAUAGACAUUUAUAUGUGCAGACUAUUCAAUCUCCAGAAAAACUUAAUGUUAAGAAUAAUAUAAGUAGUGAUAAAACUAAUUUAGAUAAUAAUUUAGAAAAUGUUAAUAAAGAGGCAGAGAAUAAAGAACAAAUUAAAAGUAAAGAAGUAAAAAAAAAUAGACAAUAUAGGCAAAGGAUAAUAGAAGAAGAUAGUGAUAUUGAGAUUGAAAUUGAAGCAGAUGUUUUAAUUGAACAAACAUUACAAAAUAAAGCAAAAAUUAUUUUGCCUGAAAAACGUAAAGAUAUUGAAGAGGAACCUGGAAAAACAGAAUCUGGUGCUAAGAAACAAAAGCAACAAACUGAAGAUAUUAAACCUGAAGAAAUUAAAUCUAAUGAAGUUAAAAUAGAGAAGACUCUAAAUACAAAAAAUGUUGAACAAAUAGUAAAAAAUUGUAAAAACGAUGAUGAAACUGAAAGAGAAAAUAUUAGUGCAAAAGCAAAAAUAGAAGCAGAAAAAAAGGAACGUUCUAAAAUUUGGGAAAAAAGAACAAUUGGGCCUGUAUUUGAAGCAGCAUUGCAAAGAUAUUAUGUUAGAAAAUCUAUGAGAUUAUCAACUGUAUAAUUUAUCAUAAUUAUAAAUUUUGUACAUGGGAG